Messenger RNA from Pelagomonas calceolata, 788 nucleotides. The record is from the annotation of a GenBank genome assembly. Lineage: Eukaryota; Pelagophyceae; Pelagomonadales; Pelagomonadaceae.
AAACUGCUGCCCGUAGCCUACAAAACGGUACAAAACGCAGCCCCGGCACACACAGCAAGACAUAUAACCACCACCAAAGACGCAAGCAACGAGCGCGCCCCAUCCACACGGUAUGGACACCCUCAGCAGUACCGAGGACCAAGCGCCGCCGCGCAAGAAGCGAGAUGAUGACCAUCACCGGACGAACGAGGGCAAGACCAUCAUCCUCUUCGGUCUCCUGCUCACGGACCUCGUCUUCAACUCGACGCUCGAAUACGAUGAGUGGGACUCGUACCCGACGAUGUUCGGCAUCCAGGUGUUCAUCGAGAUUUGUACGUUUGCGGUGGUGUUUCUCAUGUUGUGUGAGACCUAUCCGUUUCGGGUCGGGUUAUUAGAUGCUUUGUUGGCUGAGUUUCGGUCGAUCUUCUGGGUGCACCCGUUAUACGUGUGCUGGUCGCUGCUCGUCGGGAUUUAUCGCAUCUUCUUGGGCCGGCAGGUGUCGAAGUACUCCGGUGCCGGUUUUAGGCGAUUACCGAACAUGUGGGACACGUCGGACCCCGCGGGCGAGACGUAUACCUAUCUGUCGCAUACGCACAAACUGUUGGCGGCGAUCUACUACUUCAUCAACAUCCGGGCCGCUGUCAGACUGGGCGACGGCGUCUACUACGCGCGGGAGCAGUGGGUGAAGUUGUACCACCGGACGGGCGGCUCGCGGCACGAGCUGCGCAAGCUUCUUACAAAACGCCACGACGAGUUCGAGGACGACGUGGGGGUCGAGCGGGAGCGGUGAGUAAGGUCCGUGGGAAAUA